Monopterus albus (swamp eel) is the source of this 1490-nucleotide messenger RNA. It is a transcript of the gene fsbp, whose product is annotated as fibrinogen silencer binding protein. NCBI's taxonomy places the organism in Eukaryota, Metazoa, Chordata, Actinopteri, Synbranchiformes, Synbranchidae. The coding region runs from base 11 to 670 and encodes 219 amino acids. The record is from RefSeq and is a predicted model, not a curated record. The transcript is spliced from 4 exons.
ACUUCAGACCAUGGGCGAGGCUGCUCUCCCCAGCCACGCAGGGGGAGCUGGCCACAAAGCGGCGGUCCGCAAGCUAGUGGAAGCAGGCAACUGGGUGAUGGUAGAAGCCACUGGGCAGAUGAACGGCAGCCUGAACCGGGCUGAGGAUAGCAAAGAACGAGUGGCCAUCCACCUCCAGCGUGAUGCCUCGAACAGAAUAGCAGGCAGUGACUGGCCAGAUCUGCACCACAGCCCCUGUACAAACUCCACCUCCCACAGUGAGGAGGUACAGGAUGGGACGUUUCCUGCUGCAUACAUUACAGCACCAGGCACAUCCAGGCUCAUCAGCCAGCAUCUCCAUCCAUCAGGCAGUGAGGCAGAGGGGAGAGGCCGCCCCUCAGUUCAACACAACGCCGUGGAGCUGUCGAGAAUGGAGCACCAGCAGAGAGCAGAGGCUCUGGAGCAGCAGCAGCAGAUGAAGAUCCUGGAGUGGGAGAAGAGGAUGAAGGUGCUGGCAUGGGAGCAGGAGCUGGUGAAGGACAAGAGGAGAGCAGCCCAACAGAAGGCAAAGGCUUUCAGGAUGAAGAAGGCAUACUACAAAGCCAAGUUAAAGAGGCUGGGCGAGGACAUGCCACCAUCAUCCUCCAGCAGCAGCGAUGAAGAGGAGAAAACGUCUGGCCCGAUGGGAUGAGCACGUUCUAAUAACAGUUGUUCGUGUUGAUGCUUGUUUCACUCUUGUGUACUUCUGUCUGUCUGUCAUGGAACUGUUACUAUUUUUAUACUUCGUUUUUGUACCAAAAUGAGAACGAUUCUCAGCUGCUUUAAAUGAGCUGGUCUUACACAGAGAGGGGAAAUUACUUUUUCUUCUAAAUGAAUAAUGGAAUUUUUGGGGGUAAAUGGCAGUGGUGAAGCAUCAAGUAGAAGUAGUACUACUUCAGUUCCACACUACUCAAAAAUACAAGAGUAGCUCUUUAUGAAAACUACUCUGAACAGUUACUCUUUCCAUAGUUACAAGAACCACCAACCACUUCCUGCCCAACGUGACGACCAUCUUCUCUGUACAAGUGAGCUUUCUUCCACAUGGCCUUAAGAGAGAAUCAAAGAGAUUCAAGUUAAUGCUUUAUUUGAAUUCAACCCAAAAAUGGUACUAACUUUAGAAAAGACCUGUAAAAUACAUUGAAAUGCUACAGAAUACGAAUCAAGUUACUUUGCACACAUGUAGAAAGAACUGUGUGAACUGGUUGAGAUUUUUAUAUAUAGCUUAUUUAUUGCAGUGUAGCUUCAUAUCCUAGGUAAAGAUGAUUUUAAAGAAUGUGUUGAGAUUAAAUCUAAUCACUAGUUUUUUUUUAACAAACUACUGGUGAAGCUUAGUUUGCACUGCAUGUGAAUAUGAGUAUGUAAGAGGUUUUUGCUUUGUAAAUAAAUUUGCAUUUGGCACAAAGUUUGAGUUGACUACAGACAAAUCACAGAAAACACCAGAUUACCUUGUUGUAGUGGAUGUUUUUUACUGU